Diversispora eburnea is the source of this 528-nucleotide messenger RNA. The record is from the annotation of a GenBank genome assembly. NCBI's taxonomy places the organism in Eukaryota, Fungi, Glomeromycota, Glomeromycetes, Diversisporales, Diversisporaceae.
AUGUCUUGUUUAUCUACUCACCUUGUGACUGCUUCCGACAAGAAAACAUUAACUGAUGACUAUUACAAAUGGCACAAUAAAUUAUCUGGUCUACCAAGUCCAUUGACAGAUGAAAUUCGUUCCAGUUUAUAUAAAAGAUAUAAGAAAAAAACUGGGCUCGAUCCCUGGAUAAAGUCUGAAACUCCUGAAAAGACUGAUAAUCACCUUUCACAGGACUGUGUUAUCAAAAUUUCUAAGUUUCCGGAAGAGAAAAGUACAAUUCUUAAAGUAGUACAGAAACGAUUCCCUUUUUUGUCAUAUACUAAUUCGAAUGUGUGGCACCGAGAUGUUUUUAAAUAUACUGAUUCAGAAGCUAAAUGCCUGAUAUGUAAAGAGAGCUUACCGGAAAGUGUGUCGAACAAAUUUCGAGAAACGGAAUCUCGUUCACCAACUCAUCCAAACAAAAAUCGCCUUUAUCAGUAUGUCAUCGAACAUGGAAUAGAUUUCAAAAAAUUUUCAGUUAUUACAGAGGCCGAGAAAAAAAGGUGA